AUGAAGCAAAUGAAAGGGCUUGAGAGCGACACGAAGUCCAUCCUAAAAUUUGAGUUUAACCCCAAAGAUGGGAUCGACAACCCUGCCUUGUCGCUGGCUGAGGACACGGAUGGCGAGGGUCUGGGGGAGCCCCGCUUCUAUCUGCUGAACAAGGACAGCAGCGAGACCUUUGGCUUCUGCCUGCACAAGGAGCUGGGCUGCCAGGGACACAUCAUCCGGCAGGUUGAGCUGGGGGGGCUGGCGCAGCGCAGGGGGCUGCAGGAUGGGGACCGGCUCCUCCAGGUGAACGGCCACUUCGUGGACCACAUGGACCACAAAAAGGUGGUGCAGAAGAUCAAGGCCAGUGGGAACCAGGUCCUCCUGGCGGUGCUGGACAGCAAUACCUAUGAAACAGCAAAAGCACUUGGCAGGGACCUGUCCCAGAUGCUGCCGGCUGACAUCCGCCCGCGACUUUGCCACAUCACAAGGGACAAAAGUGGUUUUGGCUUCAGCAUCUCAGGGCCGGAAGGCGCGAAGGGCACCUUCCAGCUGUCGGUGCGGCGCGACGGGCCGGCCGAGCGCGCGGGGCUGCCCUCGGGCUCCUGGCUCCUGGAGCUGAACGGGGACAGCGUGAGGAGCUACUCGCACACACAGCUCGCCAGAAAGCUCAAGCGGAGCGGCAGCAAGAUCACGCUGCUCGUGGCAUCGAGUGUGGCGGAGGAGUUUUACCGCCUGUGGGGUCUGCGGGUGACAGCCGCCUUGGCGGAUGCCUCCUGGCUCCCCUUCAAGGUCCGGAAGCUGAGCAUGGUGAAAGGGCCAGAUGGUUAUGGGUUUCUGCUCAAGGAGGAGGACUGUAGCUUGGGAACCACAGGCCAGUUCCUGUGGGAGGUGGAUGCCGGGUUGCCAGCCGAGAGAGCAGGCAUGAAGGAAGGGGACCGUCUGCUGGCAGUGAACGGUGAGAGCAUCGAGGGGCUGAACCACCAGGAGACAGUCAUGAGGAUCCGUGCCCAGGGGGACCAGGUGACACUGCUGGUCAUCGACUCUGCUGGUGACAAGUUCUACCGCUCGAUUGGGCUGUCCCCACUGCAGUUCUUUGAGGACAGCGACCCUGGCCCAAGCUCCUGCACUACCUCCUUGCCCUCUCCUGAACGCUCUCCUGAGCUCCAUCACCUUGAUGUAGGACCAGAGAGUCCCAGCUCUAAGCUCAUGACCAGUGCUGCCGCUAAAGAUGUUGAACGGAGCCAGCGCCUGGAGGAGCAGAGGAAGCCGCACCAGGCCUUUUAGUGUCCAGA
This is a messenger RNA of Nothoprocta perdicaria, 1271 nucleotides long. RefSeq names its product PDZ domain containing 3 (gene NHERF4). Gene Ontology annotation, cellular component: apical plasma membrane. NCBI's taxonomy places the organism in Eukaryota, Metazoa, Chordata, Aves, Tinamiformes, Tinamidae. Gene Ontology annotation, biological process: protein localization to plasma membrane. Gene Ontology annotation, molecular function: protein-membrane adaptor activity; signaling receptor binding. The record is from RefSeq and is a predicted model, not a curated record. Bases 1 to 1263 code for a protein of 420 amino acids. The transcript is spliced from 10 exons.